Brugia malayi is the source of this 3705-nucleotide messenger RNA. RefSeq lists its product as uncharacterized. Gene Ontology annotation, molecular function: guanyl-nucleotide exchange factor activity. Gene Ontology annotation, cellular component: cytoplasm. NCBI's taxonomy places the organism in Eukaryota, Metazoa, Nematoda, Chromadorea, Rhabditida, Onchocercidae. The record is from RefSeq and is a predicted model, not a curated record. The transcript has 27 exons. The coding region runs from base 1 to 3705 and encodes 1234 amino acids.
AUGGAAAAUGUGGGAUCAACUGAUACAGCAUCAAUAGGGAAUAAAACAUUGCGUCUAUUAGAACCGCCACGAUCGCUGUGGGAAUCAUCAUCUGGAGGUCAACUGUCGUGUUACGGUAGCUUGACCGCGUCAACCUCAUCAGUUUGCGCCCCAAACAUUCAACGACAUAAAUUAUCCAAUACACCUGCCUAUGAGAAGCUACCGAAAUCAGAUAGUGCUAUUUCUAUGGAAGCACCAAAAUUUCAUUAUGAUAUGGAUUUUGAUUUACGGGCACUGAAAGAAGCUUUAAAGUCAGCCGAAUUUUUGGAAGAAUCCGGUUAUCAAUCCGUUUUAGAACGUUCACAGCAUAAUCAAUAUGGUACUGGAUGGAUUAUUCAUCAAGAUAUCAGCGAAGUAAGCAGUGAUACUGAUGAUGAUAAUUGGGAUGGUUUUAUGGACGUUGGCAAUAAACGGAUUAAAAUUAAGGAAAUCUCAGAUAUUUUAGCAUCGAGAUUUGCUUUUAUUACCGGUGCUCGUACAAAAGAUGGUAAUCCGGUGCUUAUAUUUCCGGACAGUAGAUCUCAAUUAGCCGAAGUGGAACUUGAUCUUCUCAUUUCCUAUCUUCUUCAAAUACCACCACUUGAAGAAGAGCAGAAAAGUUAUGUAAUUGUUAUUGAUAGACGUAUGGAUAAGUGGUCAUCCGUACGUCUAUUACUUUCUUAUCUAACGAAUUCAUUUCCAAGACCGGUUCGGAUUGUACUUAUAUUAAAACCGGAAAGUGUAUUGCAGCGUGCACUCGAAGUGGGAUACCGUGGAAUCACUGAAAAUUAUAAAUUUAAGGUGGUGAUUUGUCAGAGUUCACUUGAACUCCGCCGCUAUAUUGGGCCAGAUUGUUUGACAAUGGAUGUCGGUGGCGUACUAAAAUAUAAUCAUUUAGAAUGGGUCCAACAUCGUAUGGAUAUCGAACGGAUGAAAUCAUCUGCAACAGUAAUUGCUCAAUCAUUAAGCGAAUUUGGUCGUUGCCUAAAAGAAACAGAACUUCCUAAUGAUGUCGAGACAACAGCACGAAUUCUUGAGAUACAAACUGCAGAACGUGAUGCUAUAAAGGAAGACUUUCGAAUAUCUAUACGAAAAGGAUUAUCAUUAUUACGACAUGUCAGACAAAUGGAUGUUAAGCCGGAACAUGAGCAACUUAGUCCAACCAGGCUUCAUAAUGUAACAGCAAUUGAAAGAAUGCUUAUACAAUUGGAAGAAACAGAACGAAGUUUCGAUACAUUCUGGAUGAAACACGAAAAACGUCUUACGCAGUGUUUAAAACUUCGACGGUUUGAAGAUUCAUUUAGGAAACUACAAUCAGCAUUUGCAAAGCAUAUGAUCCAUCUGGAAGAGCAUCGAGAAGUUGGUGAUGGAGUGAGAAAAGCUGAACAAUUAGCGCAAGCGCAUGCUGAAUAUUGUCAACAAGCUAUGGAAGACGUGGAUGGAGCACGUUUAUUACGAGAUGCAGGACAAGAGCUAAUCUCAUCACAGGAUGUUGAAUUAACAGCAAGUUUGUUACCAAAAUGUGAUGAACUGGAUCGUAUGGCCGAUGCAUUAAGCGGCGCACUUGAACGACGUAGCCAAGUGCUACGACUAAGCAAGGACAUGCAUCAACAAAUACAUGCAGCGAAUAAUUGGUGUCAUCGUGGUGUUGAACUGUUGACGACAAUACCAUAUGACUGUACAGCGGGUAAUGCUGCCAGUGCAUUAACAACCGUUGACAAAUAUAUCGAAGAAGGCGAAUCAUUGAAGUUGGAUAUUUUUAAUAAUGAGCCAAAUUUAAACAAAUUGAUAAUGCUCACAACAACUGAAACAUCUACAUUACUUGCACAGGUUGCUGAACGUAUCGAUGAUAUGCGACAUUUAAGCAUUUAUCGACGUGAUGCAUUACAAAAGAUGGCACUGCGAGAAAUUCGAAAACCACCUGUUCAGAUUGUUAGUCCCGAAAAAUUACAAUGCUCUAACGGUGACCAAUGUUGCACAACUAUUAGCACAACUACCAUUAAUAGGAAUUCAUCUCCAACAUCACCGAAUAAACAGCAUACCAAUCUAAUUAAUUCUAAUAAUUCUGAUGUUGUGAUGUUUUUCAAAUCACGCAUACGCAAAUCGAAAUCAUGGUCUGCACCUAUUCGGCAAACGCGUCAAAUUGAAGUGCUUCAUGACAAUCCUCAAAAUGCAUUCAUAUGUGGAAAAAAUGCUGAAUAUGGUGGUCCAGUUGGUAAUAGCAGUGAUAGUAGUAGUAGUGGUGUUGGUGGUGCGACAAUUGGAUUUGAUCAACCUGCUUCACUCCUAAAUUUUGCCAUCUCUGAAUUAGUAAAUACGGAACAAAGUUAUGUUCGUGAAUUAAAAUCAAUCGUUGAUUUUUAUAUUAGACCAUUUGAGGCACCUGAAAAUGAGCAUUUAAUAACAUCUCAUUUAAGGGAUCGUUCUGAUAUAUUAUUUGGUAAUAUUCCUGACUUGUUGAAUUUUCACAGUAACUAUCUUUUGGCUGAUUUUCUGGCUGCGGGAAAUUCAAUAAACGAAAUAUGCCGAUGUUUUCUCAAUCAUCGUAAUAAAUUCCUUCAACUUUAUCAUCAUUACUGUCAAAAUAAACCCUUAGGUGAAGCAUUACGACGGGAACAACAGCCGGACGGAGCGGUUGCUAAAUUUUUUAUGGAAUGUCAAAAACGAGCUGGACAUCCAUUACCAUUAAGUGCUUAUUUAUUGAAACCGGUGCAAAGGAUUACCAAAUAUCAACUUUUGUUAAAAGAAGUACACCGUCACUGUUCAGAUCAGGCUAAGCCUCAUGUUGAUGAAGCUUUAGCCUCUAUGUUAGAUCUCUUGGCUCAGCUUAAUACAGCAAUGCAUCAAUUACAUAUUGCUGGAUUUGUAGGUGAUUUAUGUCAAAUGGGUCCAUUAAGACUUCAAAAUGAAUGUGACAUUUAUCCAUUCAAGAAGAGAACUCGUCGUCUUAAUAAACCUCAACGUCGACAUUUGUUCCUAUUUGAUGGUGGUUUAUUAUUUUGCAAAAAACGAUCACAAUCUUUGCCGUACGCUUCUGAAUAUUAUGAACAUAAGUUAUCUAUACCAACGUGUAGUCUUGGCUUCUCGGAAACAUCAAAGACAUCAUCUGCACGUUUUGAAGUUUGGGAUGAGACGAAAAAUGAAGCAUAUGUAGUGCAACCUAUUGAUGAAUCUGCUCGGAUAAAAUGGAUACAACGACUUUAUAGGAUAGUUGGUGAACGUGUAACGCAUCGUGAUCGAUUAAGUCAACAACAUCGACCGAUGCGCCCACAAUCUUGGGCUUCAACAAUUUCCACUGAUAGUAUUCGUUCUUCCGACACAACCACAGAUGGUAGUGUUGUGGAUGGAAAUGGUAACAAUUCAAAUGGUAUUUAUUGUUCAUCUCCCUCUUCCGGAUCACCAACAUUUGUGCCGAUUAUAUCAGAUGAAGAUCCGGAUAAUAAUAUCACUACAAAUGAUCAGCUACAAACACGUUCAUACAGUUGUCCAGAGAAUUCACUAGGAAGCUUAUCACCAUCACCACUAUCAUCAUCAACAACGACAACAAAACCAAUAACAACGGCAACAAUACCAUCAGCAGGUGUACUAAAUACAAUAUUAGCAAAAUCAUUAACAACAACAACAGCGACACCAUUAAAUACAAUUAUUGAAAGCUCUUCAUCUACUGAAUUAUUUGCAACAAUUUAG